AUGAUGCAACUCGUACUAAAUCUUCUAUGGAAAAGUCGCCUCGAACCUCCCCCGUCUAGUCAACAUAUCUUGAGCGGAGCCCAAAACACUACGAUAGGACAGGCGGUGUUCAAUAACGUUGCCGGCGACCAAGUUCAAAAUCACAACCAUAAUCACAACCACUAUUUCACCCACCUGCUUUGGGAAGCAAUUGCAGACGUUGGUGCCUCUCAUAAUUCGGAACAACAGGUUGACCGCGGCCAGUGUCUUCCUGGAACUCGUGUAGCAGUUCUCAAACUUAUUCGACAGUGGAGAGUCACUGAAUGCGAGACUUCACCAGUAUGUUGGCUUUCUGGCACUGCAGGCGUAGGGAAGUCGUCCAUUGCGUUGACUGUUGCCGAAGAAUGCGAGAAGGAUGGACGCAAUGUCGCCUCGUUUUUCUUUUUCAGGUCAGACGCAAAGCGGAACAACCCUUCCUCCCUCAUUCUAUCUAUCGCACACGGUCUUGUAUUAGCGAGACCCCAUCUAAAAUCAUUUGUGGAGCAGAGAAUUGCCGCCGACCCCCGAAUCCUCAAGGCUAGAUUGGAAGAUCAAUAUGAGAAGCUGAUUCUGCAGAAUCUAGAUCAUCCUCCCCCUUCAUAUGAUCAAAAGAUGCCCGACCUGGUCAUUAUCGAUGGUCUCGAUGAAUGUGGUGAUGCUGCUAUGCAGCGCCGUGUCCUCUCCCUCAUAUUCUCCACAUAUCAACAAACUUUCCAUUGCCCUUUGCGGUUCCUGAUAUGCAGCCGCCCCGAAGCCUGGAUCCAAGAAGAAUUCAGUUGGUUCAGUGGACUGACUAAACAUAUUGAACUAGAUGAUUCGUUCCUCCCCCACUAUGACAUCCAACUGUACCUCAAUCAUCAGUUCCAGGAGAUCCGCAGAGACCCCAAAUAUUCACAGAUCGUAUUCCCAGACCCAUGGCCGUCUCCCGAAAUUGUUUGGUUGUUGGUUGAGCGAGCUGACGGCCAAUUCAUUUAUCCGUCGACUGUGAUAAAGUUUAUCAAGAUGGAGUACACACUUCCAACCGACCAGCUUCGCAUCCUUCUCGAUACUAUAUCCAAUCUAUCCUCUGUAUCCUCGACACAUUCACCCUUCAAUGAUCUCGACAAGCUCUAUCUCAUGGUACUACGUGCCAAUCCCGACCGUGACCAGCUUCUGCUCCACAUCCUCGAAAUGAUCGUCGUAACUCCAGCCUGGGAUGAUUAUAUUGGCAGAUCUCCAGAAUUCAUUGAAGUCGUUCUCGGACUGCCUCCUGGCACGGUUAGCCAGACGUUACGUGCGAUGCACUCAGUCCUCGAUGUCCGCGAUCGAGAAGAUGACAUCAAGAUUUAUCACAAAUCCUUCACCGAUUUCCUCCUUGAUCAGACACGGUCGAGGGAGUUCUUUAUCAACCAGUCCGAGUGGGAGGACUUUCUGGCCUGUCGGUGGACUAGGUCCCUAACUGAGCAGUGCAGAAAAAACCCUGGGCUGUUAAGCCGUCACAGAUAUUUAUCUCAUUCUUUAUGGAUGUUGGUAAACCACUGGAAUAGGUGCCUUGACCGAGUGGAUGGCCGUAUGAGCAGUGCGCUGACGUCGGAGCUGGAUGCUUUCUACCACGUGGCUCUGUCCAUUUCCGCGGAGUUAGUGGGCCGCGACAUGCUUCUUCACAUACUUGCGACAUUCCUACAACCAGGUUCUCACUCACAAUCUCCCAAGUUCUUGCAAGUCUUGCUUGGACUUCGUUCAGAAGUGUUAGAUCAGGCAUUGGUACCAAUGGACACAUUUAUUUCCGAUCUGGAUUAUCCGCCGUUUGACCAAAUUCAGAUCAGGAAUACCCAUACCACGCUCCGAGAUUUCCUUCUUGACCGUUCUCGGUCAAGGAGAUUUUUCAUUGACAAAGGUUCUCAGAGUAACUUCCUUGCGCUGCGAUACCUCUUUCUGUUGCAGAUGAAUGAUAGCGUGGUUCACGUUGAGAGUGUGUCGCCGGCGUCGAUGAAGUUCACCGAAUGGGCUGGCAUCUGCACCAACAUCGACAAUCCUACCGAGGAAUUGUUGUUUGAACUUAACCGUAUGGGUUUAGGGGUCGUCCUUGCAAAAUAUUUUAAUCUUGGUGCGUAUAACCUGUUCCGUGACUUUGAAACUAUCUCAACCUGGCUAGAAUCUAAAACCAACGGCAUAACCCCGCUCAAUCUUAUUGUUCGUUUCAGAAACGUCCAAAGAGGAUUUCACAUUCGAAGCACGAGACAGGAUGUUGAUUCAGGGCGCCACCACAACGUCAUCACCAUGAUCAUCCUUUCCAUUGUCAAAUGGGCCUCUCCCGCUCAGUCCACUCGACGGGUAUGUGCCUCAUUGAUAAUGAGAGAUUAUGUGGACUACUGGUCCAAGAGUUUCCGUGCAUCGGUCAAUAUCGAAUUGCACUCAGCCGAGUUUUGCGGGUGCUCGGGGCACGCAUUUAAUUCUGACUGCGUUUCAACCCCGAUUCCUGAUAAAAAAGAUUUGUAUCACAUCAGUAUCCCAGCUGGUUGCGCUCAAAUUUUCAAAGCAUUUGUAGCCGGUUUGGAGGCACACAAAACUCGAAGAUUCACCCACGAGGAGUACUGCAGUCUCACUUACAAGCUACUGGUGGAGUGUCCGAGUCUACUGACACGAUGCCUUCCACUACCUGAACUCCUUCCCCACUUUCGGACGCUGUUGGAUGUGGCUAAGACAUUGGAACUCGGAGGCGUCCAUUAUUACCACAGGAUAAGCCUGAGGUCUGGUGGGAGUCGCUCAGUCCGGUCAGGGGAGUCGCGAAGCAAGCUGCUAUCAUGGUUUGAGAACUUCCCUGCCGAUUGCGCCGACGAAGUUGAAACUGUUAAGAACAAACUCCUGUCCCUAAUGCCACUCCAUAAAUGA
Molecule: messenger RNA, 2889 nt
Organism: Marasmius oreades (fairy-ring Marasmius)
Lineage: Eukaryota; Fungi; Basidiomycota; Agaricomycetes; Agaricales; Marasmiaceae
Exons: 4
Coding region: 1-2889 (962 amino acids)
Source: RefSeq, a predicted model, not a curated record